GUUAAAGUGUAGAAAUUUCAGGGCUGCUCGACUAACUAGUUGAGGAUUUCACACGGAAAAAAACACUUCAGGCAGAAAUAAAGACUCAUGGGAAAGCCUUAGACGUGGAUGACCUACAGAAGAAUAGGAAUUGAGAUGAUUCAUGUUUCACGGACACCAGAAUUCUUCAAUUGUGGAAACAUGAAUUUCAUCCCGGACACAUUCUCUGACCACAAUCUGGAAUCUAUGGCUAGAAGCAGAACCAGACAAAGGUCUCACUCCUAUUACAAUGCAGAGUUAAAAAAGCCUCAUGGUGUGGACACACAGAAAGAAGAAACCUGUUUAAGACCUCGAUCUAGGUCUUUUUACAGUUAUGAGACAUCAGAAGAUGACAUAAGACACUUUACAACCUCCCCUACGUCAAAGAAGAUGCAAAGCUCACCGCUAAAGUAUCAAGCAACCAAAAAGGAGGAAAGAGACCGGGAUGUGUCGGUUGUUGAGUUCACCUCUAAGAAGUCAAAGCAUAAACCAAACAAGCAAUCACCAUCUAGAGAAACCUGUGGCAGUAAAUGCCAUCUCAAGCAAGUUUCCAUGAUGACCAUCUCUGAAGCAGACAACUGGGAGAUUUGUUCCAGCUCUGGGAUGAAGUAUGGGCAGUUUGUGGACUGGGAGAAAAUUGAUCCUGAAGCUGCAAAAAAAUAUCAACAAAUCCUACGGAGUGAGCACCAGCAGCUUAAAACUAUGGCUCGGGAAGGAUUUUGGGCCAUGCCACACACACUAAGGGCCAAAGCUUAUUAUCACAUCAUCCACAGCAUCAAUUCUAUAAGGGCUGUAACUCCAGACAGAGAUGUCUACUAUGAACUGGCCAAGAAGCUAUUUGGAGAACAAAAACUUAGCAGCCACCCAGUCCCGAAGUAUAUGGAAGAUGGAGAAAUACCAAGAUACUGCCUCAACAAAGCAGGCCUGAAUUCUGCAAAAAAGGUUCUUCUUUGCCUCGGAAAAUACUUCAUAGACAUGAACUUCUGCCCCAUUCUACCCGCCCUGGUGUCCCUCAUCCUCCACUUCAGCGAGGAUGAAGCUGAAUGUUUCUACAGUGUGUCCCAACUUAUCUGCUACAAUGACCCCAACAAGCGCUACAUUGACCAGACCUUCCUCACCUACCGUGCUUCCUGUAUGACCUUUGGAGACCUUGCCAACAAAUGCUGCAGAGGCAUCCGCAAGCUGAUCGCCAGCUCCCACCAGAACCUGUUUGAGUUUUACUCUGACUGGAUCAUGUGGAUAUUUGCUGACCUUCCGUUCACAUAUGCCAUUAGAGUUCUAGACGUCUACCUACUGGAGGGCUACAAGGUCCUCUACAGGGUUGCUCUGGCUUUGCUUGGCCUCUAUAAAGUAUCGGUGUCAUCUCGAGUGGCAGAUGUGGAAGACUUCAGAACAGACAUGAAAAGAUUUGUGCAAAACGUAGCUCGCCACUGCCCGGCUGAGAAGCUCCUAGAAAGAGCCUUCAAGAUUUCAGUACCCACAAGGAGAGACCUUAACCUACUGUUCACUGCCAAUAAAGAGUCACUCAUACUAAAAGGUGUCAGCAUAGACCAGAAAAGGCUACCAGUAGAGACCGUGGAUUUCAACAACUUUCGUUCCAGUGUUGUAACAGGGACUGAGAUGAGAGUCAUCUGGGCCUGGAUACCUGAGCGCUUUGCCCUCUUCAGUCCCUUUAGGUUGUUCAGCACAGCUGAGCAUGAAAGGACUCUUGCUUCAUUCUAUUCACAUGUAGAGGGACACGAACCAGCUGUCAUGAUUAUUAAAACUGUGGAUGAAGAGGUAUUUGGUGCCUUCUUGUCAACAGAUGUAGCAGAAAGAAGAAAACAUGAUUCAGAGGAACUUGCAUACUUUGGAACUGGGGAGUGUUUAGUUUUCACGCUCCGUCCCAACAUGGAGCUCUACCAGAGAUCUAUGGUCAAUAUAAUGAGCCGAAGAGCUUCUCCUGAGCAACUUCGAGGCAGCAUUAGUGCUUCCCCUCAGGCGUCAACUAAUGGCAACAUCCCCUCCAGCACAACUCUGACCUGUCCUGCUGGGACACUGCAAAAUCCCAGCUAUCUGAUGGUCACUGCACCACCAGUGGAGGAAUCCAUGUCUGCUAAAGAGCCCAAGAGGCCUAAGGAGCAAGAGGCAUCCAAGUUCAUAGCAGGCGAUGACAAUCAGCUUAUUAUUGGUGGUGAUGGAGGCCAUGCUCUCUGCCUGCAAAGAGACCUACAUGGGGGUUACACAGAGCCGUGUGAAACUUUUAAGAGCAUCGCACUCUGCAAGAGAGACUUCAAGAUCCAGUCCCUGGAAGUGUGGGGCAUCCAGAACUCCAUUUCCUUUUCUCAUUGUUUUCCUUCUAAGUGAGUUAGAGAAAACAGCACUGUGACUAUUUUUGGUAAAGACUGAAACAGUUUUUCCUUCAAAGAAUUUGAGUGAUUUUGAUUGAUAUGCAGCCUACAGAUAUUUCACACUUGUCCUGUGAAAUGCUAAAUUGUGUAUUUUUGUAUAGUUAAGUGAGAUUUUAGUUUGUUAAUCAAAGUUUAUUUGUACAGAUUUGGGUCACAUGCAAUGUCUUAGUGAACUUUAAAAUCCAGGUAAACAAAGGUUGUAAUCUCAGGGCAGCUCUGAAGGAACACAAUGAUGCUCUUUAUGGUGCAUAUACUCACUUUUCUGUGAUGAAUCUAGGAGAACUAGUUUUAUAAUACUCUGUAAUAACUAAGGCACUACAUUGACUAAAGGAUAAUAUUUGUAAACAUGCUUUGAAAAUUGCAACUCCAUCUGGUUUUAACUGGGAAAACAGUAACCUGCAGUACUUUAUAAGUUCUGUGUCCACUGUUAAAUCGUGUAUUUUGAUUGUGGAGUUUAUGUAGAUUUGAUGCACAGUUGUACAAAACAUCCCUUUUGAAAUCCUUUAUUUGCAAUUCUUCUCAGUUAAGUAACUUAUUCCGAUAAGUGUUCUAUUAUUAACAUGGCUGUAUUUGUGAUGGGAUUGAAAACAAAUAAGCAAAUAAAGUUUUUUUAUUUGUU
Oreochromis aureus is the source of this 3027-nucleotide messenger RNA. RefSeq names its product TBC1 domain family member 24-like. Bases 109 to 2364 code for a protein of 751 amino acids. NCBI's taxonomy places the organism in Eukaryota, Metazoa, Chordata, Actinopteri, Cichliformes, Cichlidae. The record is from RefSeq and is a predicted model, not a curated record. The transcript has 12 exons.